AAAAUAAAACAAGACAUAAAAACUGUUCAAGAGCAGUUGAAAAGUUUUAAAUCAGGAACUAAUGCUUACCUUAGCCAACUUUACCAGAGUGAUAAACCGAAAUUUGAUAAAUUAGAGAGGGAUUUAUCCAGUUUUUCAACGUCAAGUCAAACUGGUUCACAAAAAACUCCGUGGGGAGUAAUUAUUCCUGUUUCUUUGGUGGCAGUAUUAAUAGUAGCAGCCGCGGCAGUAGUGAUAAAUGCUUUUGUAAUUGAAAUAUUAGAAAAAAAGAAAAAAAUAUUACUAGGAAAAACUGUGCUUGACGAGUUUGCUUGUGGUGGCACGGGACUUCACGCCGCCACUGGGCCAAUUUUUAAUCCUUAUAAUGAUUCUCGCCAUGAUACCGGAGAUUCUAUUCGUCGCCCUGCUUCUUACUGCGGAAUAGUGGGAUUUAAGCCUUCUUACGGAAUAAUUUCGCGGGCUGGGAUCAUUCCCAUGGCUUCCUCUUUGGAUACAGUUGGGAUUCUGGCCCAGAAAACACAAGACAUUAAAUCGGUAUUUGCCAUUACUUCCCAAAAGGACCCCCAUGACCUUCUAACAGUAGCAACCAGAAGCAAAUCAUUAUCUCCCAAAAAAAAUAAAAUAGCGGUUGUAGCGGGAAUAGAAAAAUAUUUGCCAAAUGAACUAAGCAAUUUGUAUCAUAAAACUAUUGAAAAAUUGGAAAAAAGAGGAUGUACCAUUGAAAAAAUAACCAUACCCAAAAAAAUACGAGAACAUCUGCAAAUUACUUAUCUUAUUCUUUGUUCUAGUGAAUUAGUUAGUCAUCUCAAUUCGCUCCAAGGAGUAACUUAUGGAAUUAAAGAGAAU
This is a messenger RNA of Paraglomus occultum, 846 nucleotides long. The record is from the annotation of a GenBank genome assembly. NCBI's taxonomy places the organism in Eukaryota, Fungi, Glomeromycota, Glomeromycetes, Paraglomerales, Paraglomeraceae.